GAAGCUCCUUUUAAGAUCCUAAUUAUCCAUGAUGUUGUGCUCUUGUGAAAACGAAGAAAAGUAGAGAUGGAGUUUCCAGGGUGUCUUCUGCUGCUUGAUGAUGAAAGAAUGAAAUGGCAGAUGUGGAGCUUGACAUAAGUAACUGUGAAGAAAGAUGAGGAGGUUUUGUGUGAUGAAAGCACAAACCUACCCAACAGGUGCAUUAAGCACACAAACAAUGAGCAAAGCAGUCAACAACGAAAGAGAAAGAGAAAGAGAGAAAGAGAGAGAUGUUGACCAAGCAUCUUGCGGGUGAGCUACCUACCUUCCCCUCACACGCUCAAUGGCGUUGAAAUUCUUUAACAAAAUCAUGCGCCUUUGAUGCCUUUAUGCCAUGCAAUUCCAAUUGGCACCCCUUAUAUAUUAAGAAUAAGAAGCCUACCAGAAAAACAAAAACCAACUCAAACAAAUAUUCCACGUCUUCCCUUUUGGCCUCAAAGAAUUCAAAGACGGGUAGAGAGAAUUCACAACUUGUGUUGAAAGAAAGAAAAGACAAUUAUAGAAAUUUCUUUUGAAAAGCAAAAAUAAUAGAGACAUGGGGCGUAUUCCAUGCUGUGAGAAGGACAACGUGAAAAGAGGACAGUGGACACCUGAGGAAGAUCACAAACUCUCCUCCUACAUUGCUCAACAUGGCACUCGCAACUGGCGUCUCAUUCCCAAGAAUGCUGGUCUCCAGAGAUGUGGGAAGAGCUGCAGGCUAAGGUGGACUAAUUACCUUCGUCCUGAUCUCAAACAUGGCCAAUUCUCGGAUUCAGAAGAGCAAACCAUUGUCAAGCUUCAUUCAGUUUUCGGUAACAGAUGGUCACUGAUAGCAGCCCAGCUGCCAGGACGCACUGACAAUGAUGUCAAAAACCACUGGAACACCAAGCUAAAAAAGAAACUGUCAGGUAUGGGUAUAGACCCUGUAACCCACAAGCCAUUUUCCCAUCUAAUGGCCGAAAUUGCUACCACAUUGGCACCUCCACAGGCAGCUCACUUGGCUGAAGCAGCCCUUGGCUGUUUCAAAGAUGAAGUGCUCCACCUUCUUACCAAGAAGCCAAUUAACUUCCAUGGCCAGCAUUCCGCUGCAGCACUGGGGAAUAACUUCACUGAUUACAUUAAUUGUAAGUCAGAUGAAAAGGACGCAACUGUUGAGAAGAUCAAGUUUGACCUAUCCAAGGCCAUGCAACAAGAAUCUGAAAUGAUGCCUUCAAAUAAACCUUGGGACUCCACCGCAAAUACAUCUGCAAGUUUUGUGAUGCCAUAUAGUGUUUUCCCUACAAUAUCUGGUUAUCAGUUCUCCCCGUCAUCUUUCGGCAAUAAAGGGGAUGCAUCUCCAUGGAGCCAAAGUGUAUGCACUGGAAGCACAUGCACAGCCAUGGAUCGGCAGAGCCAAUUGCAUGAAAAACUUGAAGAGGAAAAUGGUGAUGAUUCUGAGGCCACGAAGGAAAUUCGAAAUCUAUCCAAUAUAUUCAACUCAGAUUGUGUCGUGUGGGAUCUACCAGCCGAUGAUUUAAUUAACCCCAUGGUUUAAAAAAAUUACAGUGCAGACGAAAGUUAGAAGCUCAACUUUUGAGAUUAGAUUAAGGAAUAAAUUUCUUAAAAAGAAUAUCAAUGGUACAAAAUGUAAAUAAAAACUAUUUUACAACUAUCAAUGCAGCCAAUACACAAAAAAUGAAAAACAUACUUUCCUAACUAUUAUUUUCAGUACUCUCUCCCAAAUAGCAUCUUUGUAUUUUUAAUCAA
Molecule: messenger RNA, 1764 nt
Organism: Vigna radiata var. radiata (mung bean)
Lineage: Eukaryota; Viridiplantae; Streptophyta; Magnoliopsida; Fabales; Fabaceae
Product: transcription factor MYB80
Exons: 3
Coding region: 575-1552 (325 amino acids)
Source: RefSeq, a predicted model, not a curated record